GGGACACUCCGGUCUUCAGCGGUCCUGGCGCGCGCCUGGUGCUGGAAGCCGCGCGCACCGUCAGGCCGGUUUGAAAAGCAACCGAACCAGUGGCGGGCUGUUAAACGGCCGCCGAAGCCGCGCAGGGUUGUCAUGGAGAAAGAUGGCGAGCUCGAGAGGAAAGCUGUGGAAGAACUUCUUACAGAAGCAAAACGUGGAAAAGCCAGGGCUGAAACAAUGGGACCCAUGGGCUGGAUGAAGUGUCCUCUUCCAGGAGCUAACAAACGGUUUCUCAUCAAUACUAUUAAGAAUACAAUACCAUCUCGAAAGCCAACAUAUGAGCAGAGACAAAGGGAAGAGGUUAAGGAUUCCAAUCUAAAUGAGAAUGAACGAAGAAAAAAAGAAAAGACUCACAAAAACAGUUUUCAACCCUAUCAACAUGGAUCAAAAUCUCGAGUGAAAUCUAACAGGUCUCCAUCUCCGAGGGAAAGUGACUCAAAAAGAAACACUAAAAAAUACAAGAGUACAAAUGAUUAUUGAAAAUUAUAUAAAUCAAAUGAGUGACUAAAAUGAUUAGAAGAUAAAAGCGUGCUCAAAUUAUUAGAAAGUAAGCAUUUGUUUAAAAAAAAAAACUCAGACUUAGUCCUAAAAACAGGACCAACUUGCAAAUGUCUUUACGGGGAGCUUUUAGCAUACACACUGUAAUAUCUAAAUAACACUUUGUACAAAUCUUCCAUGUUAUACAUAAUUGCGGCAAUGGUAAACAAUGUCCCACACAGAAUUGUUAAUACAGUAUUGGAGUGUUCAAUUGCUUUUACAUUAGUAAUACUUGGAGAUAGAAGGAGAUAAUGCAAUAAAAUACAGAAGUAUAAAGAAUUCAUAGCAUUCUACAAAUAUGAUAGUGAUUAUUAAAUAUACAGAUAAUUAUUUUUAUAGUUAUUUUAUGGUACUUGUGUGCUCUUUUAAGUGGCUUUACCAGGGAGAGAAACAUUUUUUUCAUCCACACACCAGAUGGGUUUUAGUGAUUUCUAUGCAAUUUCCUUACAAAUUCUAACAGAAAAAAUGGUGAGCUGGUCAAUAUUAAAGUAAGAAGCUCAAGCCAUUGAGUAGCUUUCAAUUGUUGGUUAUGAUUUAUAUUUUGUUGCAAAACUGAGGAUAACUUUGCUAGUCUGGUAAGGUUUGAUGUGUAGAAACUGACUAUACCAAAACAUUAAAUAUUUACAGAUAAAUCAUAAUU
Amblyraja radiata (thorny skate) is the source of this 1216-nucleotide messenger RNA. RefSeq names its product protein POLR1D. The record is from RefSeq and is a predicted model, not a curated record. Lineage: Eukaryota; Metazoa; Chordata; Chondrichthyes; Rajiformes; Rajidae. The coding region runs from base 133 to 519 and encodes 128 amino acids. The transcript is spliced from 3 exons.